Molecule: messenger RNA, 2641 nt
Organism: Daldinia caldariorum
Lineage: Eukaryota; Fungi; Ascomycota; Sordariomycetes; Xylariales; Hypoxylaceae
Product: phosphoribosylamine--glycine ligase
Exons: 1
Coding region: 174-2549 (791 amino acids)
Biological process (GO): adenine biosynthetic process; 'de novo' IMP biosynthetic process
Cellular component (GO): cytosol
Molecular function (GO): phosphoribosylformylglycinamidine cyclo-ligase activity; phosphoribosylamine-glycine ligase activity; metal ion binding
Source: RefSeq, a predicted model, not a curated record
GGGCAUAUUUUUUUUAUUAAUUUUUUUUUUCAUGGUUACAAGAUGUAGUAGUAUACACAUACUGUCACUCCCCCUACUCCCCCUCCUUAAAACCUAGGGUUGGGUCAAGUUUUAUAAGUCCUUGUGAUUUAAUCAAUUCGAUCCCAUAUCACGACAUAUCGUACGAUUUAGUCAUGGGGAUCGAAUACCCACUUCGUGUUCUUCUCAUUGGCAAUGGCGGGAGAGAACAUGCAAUUGCGUGGAAGCUCAGCCAGUCGCCUCUGGUAGAGUCGAUCAUAGCUGUGCCAGGAAAUGGAGGCACUGCGACUUGUCCCAAAACUACCAACAAUACUUCCGUUUCGGCAGAAGACUUCCCAGCUUUGCUUGAACUAGCAAAAGCUAACAAUGUUAACUACGUGGUUCCCGGUCCCGAGGCUCCUCUCGUUGCAGGUGCCGUUGACUUUUUCGAGAAUGCGGGUAUUAAGAGCUUUGGUCCCUCCAAGAAGGCUGCUCAGAUGGAGGGCAGCAAGACAUUCUCUAAAGACUUCAUGAAGAAGCAUGGAAUACCUACCGCCGCUUACGAGAACUUCUCCGACUACGAUAAGGCUCGAGAGUACCUCGACCGCGUCCAACACGACGUUGUGAUCAAGGCAAGCGGACUAGCAGCUGGAAAAGGUGUUAUUAUACCCACAUCGAAGCAGGAGGCCCACCAGGCCCUCAAGGAUAUCAUGCAAAACAAGGAAUUCGGCUCUGCGGGAGAUGAAGUCGUUAUCGAGGAAUUCUUAACUGGUGACGAGUUAAGCAUUCUGACUUUCAGCGACGGCUACACCAUAAAGUCGCUACCUCCCGCCCAAGAUCAUAAGAGAAUAGGAGAGGGAGACACAGGCCUAAACACGGGCGGCAUGGGAUGCUAUGCGCCAACAAACAUUGCUACGCCAGACCUCGUAGCGCAAAUUGACCGAGAUAUCAUCCAGCCGACCAUCGACGGUAUGCGCAAGGAUGAGAUGCCUUUUGUUGGUGUUCUUUUCACUGGACUCAUGAUCACCUCGACCGGGCCUAAGGUUCUCGAGUACAAUGUCCGAUUCGGUGACCCGGAGACGCAGACCGUCUUGCCUUUAUUGUCACAAGACACGGACUUGGCUAAGAUCAUGGUCGCUUGUUCAGAGCGUUACCUAGAUAGCGUUCUGAUUAACGUCGAGCCCAAAUAUAGUGCAACCGUAGUCGUCGCUGCUGGAGGUUAUCCCGAGUCCUACGCCAAGGGCGACGAGAUAAUCGUACAGAACACUCCUCAAGACAUCAACAUUUUCCAUGCCGGCACAAAGCUAGCAAAUGGCAAAUUACAGACUGCAGGUGGUCGAGUAAUAGCCGCCACCGCAACGGCCGCGGAGAGUCUUCGCGCUGCGGUUGACAGAGCUUAUGAGGGGGUAAACCUCAUCCAGUUCAAGCAGAUGUACUACCGCCGGGAUAUUGCGCACCGUGCCUUCAAGCCGACGGCUGAUACUAAGGAAGCUCUGACAUAUGCUGAGGCUGGUGUUAGCAUUGACGCCGGGAACCAGCUCGUCGAGCGGAUACGAACCGCCGUCAGAUCAACUAGGAGAGCCGGAGCGGACGCCGAAAUCGGUGGCUUUGGAGGCGAAGUUGAUCUGUCCAAAGCGGGUUUCUCGAGCGAUGCCCCCAUCAUGGUCGGCGCUAUCGAUGGCGUUGGCACAAAACUCAUGAUUGCGCAGGCUACUAAGAAUCACAGCACCGUGGGCGUUGACCUCGUUGCUAUGAACGUUAACGACCUUGUCGUUCAAGGUGCCGAGCCCGUCAUGUUCCUCGACUACUUCGGUUGCAGCCGCCUCGACCCCGAAGUCGCCGCCGUCUUCGUCGAGAGUGUCGCCGCUGGUUGCCGUGAUGCUGGAUGUGCUCUCGUCGGUGGCGAAACCGCUGAGAUGCCAGGAAUGUACAAGGAAGAUGAUUACGACGCUGCUGGCGCUGCUAUCGGCGUCAUGCGCGCAAGUAGCCGACUCCCUCGCCUCGAAGCCAUGGCCGACGGCGACGUCUUGCUAGGUCUCGCUUCCUCCGGCGUUCAUUCCAACGGGUUCUCUCUUGUCCGCCGCAUCCUCGCACGCGAGAAGCUCGACUACGCGAGCCCCGCUCCCUGGGACGCCACAUCCGGCAAGAGCGUAGGUGAGGCCCUCCUCACGCCCACCCGCAUCUACGUGCGCUCGGUCCUAGCCUCCCUCUCCCACCUCAAGGGCCUCGCGCACAUCACCGGCGGCGGCCUGACCGAGAACGUCCCGCGCAUGCUGCCCGCGCACCUCGCCGCCGAGAUCGACGUGGCCGCGUGGAAGCUGCCCCCCGUGUUCCGCUGGCUGCAGGCCGCGGGCAACGUGGCGCCCGCGGAGAUGGCGCGCACGUUCAACAACGGCGUCGGCAUGGUGGCCGUCGUGAGCCCCGGCGACGCCGAGGCCGUGGCCGCCAAGCUCAGGGAGUCCGGCGAGACGGUGUACGUUAUUGGAAAAUUGACGACUAGGGCGGAGGGCGCGCCGGCUUGCGUGCUGAAGAAUUUGGAUUCGUGGAGUUAGAGGUGGAUAAAGUUACUACCUUGCUUAACUUAACCUGAGGGGACUUAGAUAAAAAAAGAGAAGAAAGAAAAAAAGAGAAGAAAGAAAAAAAG